AUGGGUGCUAGUUUCUCUGCUUGCAAGUCAGACCCAGUUGGGGCUUUGCCUUUGCAAUCGAAACCCAGUCUUGGCGAUUUGCCGGAGAGCUGCGCGGCGCUGAUUCUGGGUUAUUUGGACCCACCGGAGAUUUGCAAAUUGGCGAAGCUCAAUCGGGCUUUUCGUGGAGCUUCUUGGGCUGACUUCAUUUGGGAAUCGAAAUUGCCUUCCAAUUAUCAAACUAUCGUUAGAAAAGUGUUAGGUGAUGGUUUGGAAAAUUUGGGUAAGAGAGAUGUUUAUACGAGGCUUUGUCAGCCUAAUUCUUUCGAUGAUGGUACCAAGACAGUUUGGCUGGAUAAAAGUACAGGAUCUGUUUGCUUGUCGAUUUCUUCAAAGGGAUUAGCAAUCACUGGCAUUGAUGAUCGAAGAUAUUGGAAUCAUAUUCAAACUGAAGAAUCUAGAUUUUGCAGCGUUGCAUAUCUUCAGCAAAUAUGGUGGUUAGAAGUCGAUGGGGAGGUUGAGUUCCCAUUUCCAGCAGGGACAUACAGCCUAUUCUUUAGGCUGCAGCUGGGACGGUCUUCGCAGAAGAGGUUUGGUCGCCGAAUUUGCAAUACCGAGCAUGUCCAUGGUUGGGACAUAAAACCAGUGAGGUUUCAGCUAUGGACUUCAGAAGGUCACUAUGCCUCGUCCCAAUGCUUUUUAACUGAACCUGGAAAAUGGAACUACUACCAUGUUGGGGAUUUUGUUGUGGAGAACCCCAAUGCAUCAACAAAGAUUAAACUCUCUAUGACCCAGAUUGAUUGCACCCACACCAAAGGUGGUCUCUGUUUAGACUCUGUACUUAUAUACCCUAGUGAAUUUCGAGAAAGGCUAAAGCAUUUUUAA
Prunus armeniaca (apricot) is the source of this 864-nucleotide messenger RNA. NCBI's taxonomy places the organism in Eukaryota, Viridiplantae, Streptophyta, Magnoliopsida, Rosales, Rosaceae. The record is from the annotation of a GenBank genome assembly.